Molecule: messenger RNA, 2422 nt
Organism: Aplosporella prunicola CBS 121167
Lineage: Eukaryota; Fungi; Ascomycota; Dothideomycetes; Botryosphaeriales; Aplosporellaceae
Exons: 5
Coding region: 112-2145 (677 amino acids)
Biological process (GO): Golgi to plasma membrane transport
Cellular component (GO): exomer complex
Molecular function (GO): protein binding
Source: RefSeq, a predicted model, not a curated record
AGGAAUCUCGUCCUCUCCGCCAUGUUCUGAUCUCCCUCGCAACCCUUCGAUUCUGCUUCAGCCACCCGAUCGAACAAUUGGCGCCACUGCCGCACUCUGCGCCGAGCAAUCAUGGCUCCCCAACCAGCUGUUCCCGAAAUUUACGAGGACGAGUUGCACUCCGUCGUCGAUGCGCGCACCGAAAGUCUCCAGGCAUUGCGUGAACUAGGUCCGCCUGAUCUGGUCCACCUGGUCAAACAGCCAAAAGGCACCACGAACAAGGUUGGCGUGUACCACCAUGUCACCGGAAUCGAUGCGUCCUCUUCCGCCAGCCUUGCGGCCCAUAUCAACACAUUGACCUUUACGCCUCACGAUAAAACGAACAAGGUUGUGUCGGGAUUGUACUGCUGCUACAAUGCCUUCUCCCGACUUGACAUGCGCGUUCAAGUCUUCAUUCCUGGAUCGGUGGAGAGCUAUUGCAUUGAUGAGCGAGGCGAGAAGCGAGUCGCUUCGGACGAGCUUUGGCUGGAGACGUAUCUGUGCAGCGUCUUGCGCGCCUACUCGUACGCCGAUGACGGUUCUGGCGAUACCAUUAAGAAGAUUGUCGGCGUGAGGCGAUUCAACCCCAUCACAAGCACGGAAGCGGAGCACAAAUUCUUGGAUGCCGCCGAGCGCCUGUUCUUCAAUGGCUGGCAGCUCGGCUCUGACCCGGAGAUUCAAGUUCCUAACCUCGUUUCGAAUCACCUGACCACUGGCCUUUUGGACUACAUCCACACCACCGGACGGUACGCAUCGGGUAUCAAUCUCUUUGAGAAACUGCGAUCUCGGGAUCCUGAAAUCGGCUCUCUGCUUGCACGGGUGUACAUCGCUGCGGACGAGGAGGUCAAGGCCGUCAAGCUGCUCCACGAUUCCAUCCAGGAACUGCCAAUGGACUAUUCUUUACUGGACUGUCAAGCCGAUUUUGUGAACAAAAAGGGACGAGGAGAUCUUGCGCUGGAAAUUGCGAAGCGGAGUGUUGUAUCCGCGCCGAGUGAAUUCGGGACAUGGGCGAGGCUAGCGGAGAUAUACGUCAGUCUCGAGCAGUGGGACUUAGCCCUUUUGACUCUCAACUCUUGUCCCAUGUUCACAUACCAGGAUAAAGAUGCGCCGCGUAUGCCUGAACCUCUUCGGGUCAACCUACCGGUCAUGCCGGAGAGUCAAUGCGACGAGAUUGAUGAUGGUGCGGGCCUAACGGAUUUUGAGACGGUGCACCCUACGUUACGGAAACUCCACGCUGCUGGAUUCAAAGGAACUUUCCUGAAGGCCUACAAGCUCCUCACCAAGGUCACCGAAAAAAUUGGAUGGGAUCAAUUGCUCCGGAUACGUAGUCAAGUCUUCGUCAUGGAGGAAGAGUACAGGCACGAGAAGCAGACCGUUGCAGCCCACCCGCAACCCUCAAGCCGCAACGCCAGCACCAGCGCAAUAAGGUCGCCAAGCCCUCAAACCAAUGGCCACGGCCCCGUAGAAGAGAGCGGCGAGGGCAGCGCAAACGGGGAAGGCCAAUCCAGCGAGGCCGGCGACUCAUUGGAAAAGCCCGAGUCCACGAUUGCUUCCGAGGAGGUCAAAGCAGGAAGCGGUAGCGAGGACCCUGACCCUUCUCACUCUUCGUACACGCAAUUCCAAAACAAGCGCCUUUGCGAGCGCUGGCUCGACAACCUCUUCAUGGUUCUUUACGAGGAUCUGCGCGUCUACACGAUUUGGCGGACUGAAAUGGCGCAAUACCGCCAGCAACAGCUUGUGUACAAGAAGACGCCCGAUGAGUGGGAGAUUCUAGGUGAACUUGCGGAGCGCCUGCAUCACUUUGAGGAGGGCGUGGAGGCCUACCAAGCUUGUCUGAGCGCUAAAUUCUCGCCCAAGGCGAUGCGCGGCGUGCUUAAGCUGUAUGAGCAGCAAGGAGACGUCAGGAACAUGCUUGGCUCACUCAUCAAGCUGGUGACAUGGCAGUACAGGUGGUACUCUGAGUUUUCUCCGCCUUUGCUUUUCACGAUCCGCAGGCUCAUUGAGGAGGAAGGCACCCUCAAGGUGCGGAGCAUCAUCCAGGGCACGAGUCUUCCGCAGCACGUGCUGGAGUUGACGCAUCAGUACACGGCUCUGGUGGCCUCUUUCCGCACGCCGGGCACGGAGUGACUAGCCGAUGCUCCUUAAUAGUAAUGUCCCGAUGUGCGCCGACACGAUUUGAGAUACACACGAGAUAGGAUACCUUCGCAUGGAUUUUCUUGGAGACGGAAAGGGGUUAUGAAGUAGCUUGGAGACUCGGGCUUGAUUAGUUGUAGAGCUGCGAUUGAUUGAAUUGGACCUGUUACUGACUGCAAUGUUGUUCUUCGGCGUGCAUGGCUUAUUGCUUGUAAAGGCAACUGUUAACUUACUGGGGUAGUCUCAUACUUGUCAGCCACGGCCAAUCAAC